This is a messenger RNA of Saimiri boliviensis boliviensis (Bolivian squirrel monkey), 3207 nucleotides long. RefSeq names its product killer cell lectin like receptor G2 (gene KLRG2). The record is from RefSeq and is a predicted model, not a curated record. Lineage: Eukaryota; Metazoa; Chordata; Mammalia; Primates; Cebidae.
GAGUGAAGCCCCUCUGCCCCUGGGCCCAGGUGCGCUCCUCAGCGUCUCCGGGUGCUGGGCGCGCGGGAUGGAGCGGGCCAAGGCGGCUGCACCCGAGAGCCAAGCCGGGGCCAAAGUCCCAAUGGAGCCCGUGGGAAACCUGCUCCCCAGGCUGGAGCAGCCGCAGGUCCCCGCGGAGACGCGACAACCUGAAGGUCCCGAAAGCAGCCCGACUCCAGCCGGGGCAGGAGAGGAGGCAGCGGGCGCGGGCCGGGAGCCCUCGAGCGAGAAGCAGCUGCCCUCGCCUCGCCCCGGGCCCCUGCGCGUGCCGCCACUCAGCCUGGGCUACGGCGCCUUCGGUGGCCUGGGGUCCGCCUGCCCCGAGCCGCGGUCCCCGGGCCCCCUCUCGGCCGAGACGCCCCGGAAUAGCGAGGCGCCCGGGGCUGAGCCUGCGUCCGGAGCCUGGGCGCCCAUAGAGCUGCAGGUGGAAGUGCUCGUGAAGCCUGUGGGCGCGGCCGGCGGCAGCAGCACGCCCUCGCCCCGGCCCUCCACGCGCUUCCUCACGGUGCCGGUGCCCGAGUCGCCCGCCUUCUCCCGCAGCGCGGCCCCCGCGCACCAGCUCCUGCAGCGCGCACCGUCCCCGGGAGGCACGUGGGGCCGCGGUUCGCGGCUGGCCGCCGCCCGGACGGAGAGCGGCCGCGACGCCGAAGGCCCGGCCAGUCCCGCCGAGGGAAGCGCCGACUCCCCGAGCUCCCGCACGUGCUGCCGCUGCAAGGAGCUGGGACUGGAGAAGGAGGGUGCGGCGCUGCUGCCCUGCGCGGAGUUGCACCGCGACAAGAAGCUGCCCCGGGCCGUAACUCACUUGGUUCUCGUCUCGGGCCUCCCUGGUUACUCCCUGUGUUGCGCCUCUGAGCCUCUGUGCCGUUCUCCCUCCUGGAGGGCUCUCCCGUCUCUGCUCCUUGUUGUCUUUCGGCGGCCGCGUUCCAGCCAUCUGGUCCACUUGGUUUUGAAGCAUCAGGAACACUACUGCCGACAACCCCCAGCCAUGUGGUGCUCUAAGCCAGGCCCGCCGACCUCCAAGACAGCCCUCACUCCUCUCUGGUUUGGGCUGUCCAUGUACAUGAAGUCCCUGCGCCGGGCCCUGGCGGUCAUGGCUGUGCUCCUGGCAGUCUCCGGGGUUGUCAUUGUGGUCUUGGCCUCAAGAGCAGGAGCCAGAUGCCAGCCAUGCCCCCCAGGCUGGGUGUUGUCUGAGGAGCACUGUUACUACCUCUCUGCGGAAGCGCAGGCCUGGGAAGCCAGCCAGGCUUUCUGCUCAGCCUACCACGCUACCCUCCCCCUGCUGAGCCAUACCCAGGACCUUCUGAGCAGAUACCCAGUCUCCAAGCACUCCUGGGUGGGGGCCCGGCGAGGACCCCAGGGCUGGCACUGGAUCGAUGGGGCCCCCAUGCCGCCCCAGCUACUCCCCGAGGAUGGAGAGAACAAUUCAGAUAUCAACUGCGGGGCCCUGGAGGAAGGCACGCUGGUGGCUGCAAACUGCAGCACUCCAAGACCCUGGGUCUGUGCCAAGGGGACCCAGUGAUCUGGGCUCUGCCUGUCCUCAGCCUGCCAGGUGGAUGCAGCACCCCUACCGGGGAGGCCAGUUGAGAGCUGGGCAGCCUCUGCCUGGAACCAGGCUCUGGGUCUCCCUGCUCUGCUCGAGCAGGCCCACAUGAGCGAGCCUAGGAGCUGGACUUCAACCCAGGAAGAUGCAUCCGAAGGAAAGGAGACUUUCUAUGGCUCAGGCCUGAGUGCCAAUAUUAGUCUCCACUUCUGUGGCUGAUUGGUUUGAUGACAUCAGGAUGGUUAUUCAACAUUUCUGAGUCCUGGUUUCAUUCAAAUGACAAUUUCUCCCUAGAGGAAAAAGACAGGGUUGACAACCACAGCUGACUCCAAAAGGUUCUCAUUCCGGCUCGUGGAAAUGAGUCCCGUUGUUCAGUGGCAAUGGGACCUGGCAGGGAUAACAUCAUUGCUGUGAAUUCUAUUUCAGGCAGCCGGGUGUACGUCGGACACAGCCUACCCUCAGCCUCUGUGGAAAAUAACCAAGCAAAAGGAGCAGUCAGCCCCUGGAGGAGGGGACAGCGAGGUUUCCUUCCCUGCCCUGAGAGUUGGCAAACGGUUGGCAGACAGAAAGGGUCUGGGUGGAGAUCCCACAUGUGGGCUGGCCUGCCCCUGGCAAGCUGAUGCCCAAGGGUAAGACAAGGCAGAGAGGACAGGGCCACCUAGCAGGAGAAGCCAGGAAAGCACCCCAGCUUGGUAGGCAGAAGCUGAGGAGUCCGAGUGAGGAAGGACUCGGAGAAAUGCCGGCAGGUUCCAGGCAGCUCUUCCACCACAGCUGCAGACACACCAGCCUGGAGGUGUCUCUGUGCUGGGGUGCGGUGAGGACCUUCAGCCUAGAGCAAGUGGCUGACAGGGUUGUAUAGUCCCUUAAGUCCAGCUAGACCUCCAAGCACCAGGAGCCCGGCCUGCAGCUCAGAUUCGUGCUGAGCAGGCACUCACCCAGCCCGUGCAAGCCAGCCUUCCCUCCAAAGUCAGAUCACGCACCCAGAUCCCUCCCAAACAAAUCUUUAUUGGUGCAUUUGAACCAGUAACUUGUAUGGGCCGUCUGGGAGAAUGAGAUAGAGAGACCUAGAUGGGAGAAAUUUCUCACACUCAUGAGACGUAACAACAAAAAGGGAAACGGAACUGUCCUGGCUGGAUAUGAAAUGCGUAGCUUGACUGAGGCAGGUACCAAUCGAGAUACAGCCUAUGCGGGCAGGAAGCUGUGUGUGUGACCGCCCCCAGCCCUGCCAUGUGUUCCCAGGGUCUGUGCCCAGAGAAAUGACACAUCUGUAGGUCAUGAGUAUACAGAACCUUAUCUAGCCUUCUCAGUACCUUUCAGAGAAGGGAAGUGCGAUACUCAAAGACACCCAGCUGUGGCUGAUUGGUUUCAUGACAUUGGGAUGGCGGUUUAGCAUUUCUGAGCCUCGGUUUUAUUAAAAUGACAAUUUCUCCCUAGAGGAAAAAGACAGGGUUAACAACCACAGCUGAUUCCAAUCUGGGUUCUCGUUCUGGCUCACAGAACAUUUACACUGUGUCCCGCUCUAGCCCUUGCUCCCUGCUCUCCCAGUUCUAGUGCUCAGGGCAGCACUGGCAGAAUAGAAAUACUGAGUUAAAGACCACAACAUCCGGCCGGGCGCGGUGGCUCAAGCC